AUGUCGGCGGCGCGCCUCGUCCAAGUACUGGCCAUCGCCAUCUUCGCCGCGGUGGUGGCGAGCGACACCUGCGACGGAGCGUGUCCCGCGUCAGCCGAGAUCGAGCACAUCAACCCGCCAUCCCUUUUCAACGGAACCGACUUCGGCUUCGCGCAAAUAGUGACGGCUACCAACGUGAGGAAGAAAAUAUGGAUUUCGGGCCAGACGAGCCAGGACACGGUUCCCAACGUCCUCGGCAGGACUCUUGACGAGCAGGCCGACGGAGCAAUAGCAAACGUGAAGAGAGCCCUGGAGGCGGUGGGUGCCACGGUGGAUGACAUCGUGCACCAGCAGAUCUUCAUUGCCAACUACAAUCCCGACACAGACAUCCCAAUCGUCGGGAAGGUUACCAAUGCAUUCAAGACCUCCAACGGGAAUUUCCCCUCGGCCGAGCUCAUAGGGGUGCAGUCGCUGUUCACAAGGGAGCUUCUCAUCGAGAUAUACACCGAAGCUGUGCUGCCAUGA
Messenger RNA from Ostreobium quekettii, 504 nucleotides. The record is from the annotation of a GenBank genome assembly. Lineage: Eukaryota; Viridiplantae; Chlorophyta; Ulvophyceae; Bryopsidales; Ostreobiaceae.